CCACCGUGAAGGGGAGAGGAGGAUGAACACUGGCUCAGUUGCUGAAGAGUCUGCUUGAGUGGCAGGAGCCGUUUUUGCAGGAUGCGAGGAGGAACGGGGAGGCUCUGCGGAUGGACGCUUUGGACCCUGGUGGUCUGGAUGGGGGGACCCCCGGCUUCCGCCCUGCACCAUCGGUACCUCUGGAAGAAUUGCCUCCCCUGCUACGGGGGGCAGGUGGGCUACGGCGGCGUGGGACGCUCGGAGAGCAGGCCAGAUGUGGACGAGUGCCAAACUCACAAUGGGGGCUGCCAGCACAGAUGUGUCAACACCCCGGGGAGCUAUCACUGCGAGUGCAAGACGAGCUUUCGUCUCCACGCGGACGGACGGACGUGUCUCCCUAGCAACCCCUGUGCCAUCAACAACGGAGGGUGUGAACAUGAUUGCGUGCAGCUCAGCUUUUCGCAGCACCGGUGCCAAUGCCGGCCCAAUUAUCAGCUGAAAGAGGACGGAAGACACUGCGUGGUGAGGAAUCCAUGCGCCACCCAGAACGGAGCCUGCAUGCACAAAUGCCACAAUCACAAUGGGGUGGCGCGCUGCGAAUGCCACCCAGGCUACCGACUGGGCCCGGAUCGCAAAACCUGCCAAGAUAUAGAUGAAUGUGUGACGGGGAUGGCAAUGUGUGCGCACCAAUGUCUGAAUACUCACGGUUCCUACAAAUGUUUGUGCCACCGUGGCUACGAACUCGGAGCGGAAGGCAAGCAGUGUUACCGAAUAGAGAUGGAAAUCGUGAACAGCUGCGAAACCAACAACGGGGGCUGUUCCCACUUGUGCCAUCACACCAGCGCCGGCCCGGCCUGCAGCUGCAGCUUCGGAUACAGCCUGGAUGAAGACCAAAAGACUUGCGUCGAUACCGAUGAAUGCAGCGCGGGCACACACUGCUGCCAACAAGGGUGUUACAAUUAUCCCGGCGGAUACGAGUGUGUUUGUUAUGCCGGCUAUCAGCUCAACCCCGCAGGCUGCAGUUGCGACGACCUGGACGAGUGUUCGGCCAAUAACGGCGGCUGCGAACACUUUUGUCGGAAUCUGGCGGGCUCCUUUCUCUGCAGCUGCCGGAUCGGGUUCAAACUCGGCGAAGAUCGUAGAAGCUGCCUCUCCCUGGAGAAGCCCACGGAAGCCGUGGAUGGACGGCGGCCAGUGAUCCGUCCCCUCCCCCACGUGGCUCUUUUCCAGGAGAAGCUCAGCCAGCUUUUUGAGGAAGACUACGAGGAUGAAGAGGGAGAGGGGGCUGAAGCCAGAGGGGAACACACUGUCUCGGAGACGUUCAUCUGCCUGGACGACACCUUUGGCCCCAACUGCAGCCUCUCUUGCAAAAGAUGCCAGAACGGCGGCCGGUGCAACCAGCACCGGACCGGCUGCAUCUGUGCCGAUGGAUGGAGGGGGCUGCUGUGCAACGAAACCUGCCCCAAAGGGACGUUUGGGAAGGAUUGCAGCUCCGCCUGUCCCUGCCAAAAUGGAGGCAGCUGCCAUCCGGUGACGGGCGCCUGCCGCUGCCCCCCCGAAGCCAGUGGGGAGCUCUGUGAAGACGUCUGUCCGAGAGGAUUCUUUGGGAAAAACUGCGGGAAAAAAUGCCAGUGCGCCAACUGGGGACGAUGCCACUGGGUUUUCGGCAACUGUCUCUGCGAUCCGGGACGCUACGGCCGCUUCUGCCAUCUAGCUUGCCCAAAGUGGGCAUACGGGACCGGCUGUUCGGAGGAGUGCCGCUGCGUGCAAGCCAACACACAGCACUGCGACAAGCGAGACGGCGCUUGUGUGUGCAAGCCUGGGUAUCAAGGGGACAAGUGCCAAGCGAUGUGUGACCCAGGCCGUUUUGGGCCAGGCUGCAGGCACAAGUGUGGGUGUCCCUCUGGCCUGGCCUGUGACCACGUGGGUGGAGAAUGUCCCCAGCAGUGUCCAGAGGGCUACUAUGGAGAGAAGUGCCAGCAAGAAUGUUCUGAAGGGAAAUUUGGAGUGAAUUGUCUUCACUCCUGUUCUUGUAAUGGUUCUCCUUGCAGUCGGUCCACCGGGGAAUGCCGUUGCGUAACUGGGAAAACUGGGAAGUCUUGUGAACAAGAAUGUCCUGAAGGCCACUGGGGAGAUGGCUGCCAACAACUUUGUCCAGAAUGCAAGAAUAAUGGCCGUUGUGACCCCAUCACUGGUGCCUGCUUGUGUCCCUCUGGAUACACAGGGAACCGUUGUGAAGAGGUCUGCCCACCGGGCUGGUUUGGGCAAGGAUGCCAACUCCAGUGUAACUGUGACAACGAAGGGGAUUGCGAUCCCCAAACAGGGAAGUGUAGCUGUGCCCCUGGAUGGACCGGCUAUCGCUGCCAAAGAGCCUGCGAGCCAGGACACUGGGGUCCGGGCUGCACCCGCCCCUGCAACUGCUCCGGGGCCGAGAGAAGCUGCAACCCGGUGACCGGGCAGUGCCUUUGCGAAGCCGGCUACGUCGGCCUGCGUUGCGAUCAGAAGUGCCCCAAAGGCUGGUUCGGUCCCAACUGCCAGCGGAGAUGCCAGUGCCACCACCGAGGAGCCUGCGACCACGUCAGCGGCACCUGCACUUGCGCCCCGGGCUGGAGAGGAACGUUUUGCGAGAGGGCUUGUCCCGAUGGCUUUUACGGGCUGGACUGCCAGCAUGGAUGCCACUGCCUCAACGGAGCCCGUUGUGAUGCUGUGACGGGCCACUGCCGCUGCGCCGCGGGCUGGAUCGGACCACACUGCCACCAGAGUUGCCCGGCUCUCCGCUACGGCGAGAACUGCAGCCAGGAGUGCCGCUGCGCCAACGGAGCCUCCUGCCACCCCGUCACGGGGCGAUGCCUCUGCGCACCAGGGUGGGUUGGUGCCAUGUGCCAGCAAGGGUGUCCGCCAGGAUUUUACGGGUCCGGCUGCCAGCAGGAAUGCCUCUGCCAAAACGGCGGAAUCUGCAAUCCGGUUUCUGGCCACUGCGUCUGUCCGGAAGGGUGGAUGGGGCUGGCUUGUGAGCUGGAGUGUGUCGAAGGAAAAUAUGGGCUGGGCUGCCGGGAGAGUUGCGACUGUGUAAAUGGAGGCCGGUGUGACGGGAAGAGUGGACGUUGCCUUUGCCGUGACGGUUGGACCGGUGAAAAGUGCCAGGAAGCCUGCCCUGAAGGGACGUACGGGAAAGGCUGCCGGGAUGCGUGCGAGUGUGAACAUGGGGUCUUGUGCGAUCCCGUCACGGGGGCUUGUGAAUGUCCACCAGGAUGGCGUGGAUCCCGUUGUGAGAAAGCCUGUCUGCCUGGUUCGUUUGGGAAGGGCUGUGCCACGAAGUGUGACUGUCCCUUGGGGGCUCCUUGCAACCACAUCACCGGCUGGUGCCGCUGCCCGUCGGGAUUCACGGGCCACGGAUGCGAGAAGCCCUGCACCCCUGGCACCUUUGGACCCGAGUGCGCGCACGUUUGCCGGUGCGCAGGUGCGAAUCACGACUGCCACCCGGUGACCGGGAGGUGCCUCUGUGCCCCAGGGUACCACGGCAGCGGCUGCAAGCAGAAGUGCCCGUCGGGACGCUACGGGCCGAAUUGCGAGCGGUUGUGUCAGUGUAAGAACGGCACUCAGUGUGCGCCCACCACAGGGACCUGCCAGUGUCCGGCUGGCUAUAUUGGAGCCGACUGCAACAUAGCUUGUCCAAGGGGACGUUACGGGCCCGACUGUGUCCUUUCGUGUCCGUGUGGCGAAAACAUCCCUUGCCACCCCGUGUCCGGUUCCUGCCUUUGUCCGCCUGGCAAGUCCGGUCCCAGAUGCGAAAACGGCUGCCCUGCCAAUCAUCACGGGUUCAAAUGCAGCCAGAUCUGCGCUUGUCAAAAUGGGGCCAUCUGCCUCCCAGAAGACGGAUCCUGUCUCUGCGGGCUCGGCUGGACCGGAGCCUGGUGCGAAAAAGGGUGCCCUCCAGGGAAAUAUGGGGCCAACUGUCAGCUGAACUGCACUUGCCAAAGCAAUGGGACUUGUGAUCCGGUCACGGGAAUCUGCCAGUGUGGGAAAGGCCGUUACGGGAACCGAUGCGAGCACACCUGUCCGUCAGGAUUCCACGGGAUCGGAUGCCAAGAGCAAUGCAGCUGCCAAAAUGGAGCCUCGUGCGAUCCGGGAUCCGGAGAAUGUCUUUGCCCUCCGGGGUUUCACGGCCGCUACUGCGAAAAGGGCUGCGACGCAGGGAGAUACGGGGAAAAAUGCCAACGGGUGUGUGGUUGCGAAGGCGAAGCCCCGUGCGAGCCCUCCACCGGCCGUUGUCUGUGCCCUCCGGGGAAAACUGGAGCCAAGUGUGACACUGGUUGCCAGCUUGGAAAAUUUGGUCCGGAUUGUUCCGAGACUUGUCAAUGUUCCGCAGCUAAUGCCUUUUGCGAUGCCCAGAACGGACGUUGUGUGUGUCUUCACGGAUACAUAGGAACGACGUGUCGAGAAGGAGGCCCACCUCAGCUGAUAGAGAACUCAAGGCAAGAAGACGGACACAGUGAGUGGUUUCUACUUCUUUGUAUAAAAAAAACAGCAAUUUAAUUAAUCAGAAAGAUGGAAGAAAGAUAGAUGAGUUUAUAGAUGAGGGGGGAGGGUACCUAAAACAGAUGUUUUGGACCAAUUGAAUUGUUUUUAAAAAAGGUAAGUGGCAUAGCUAGCAAAUUGAUUUAGUAGGUAGAAAUAAAAUUGAUUUAGUAAGUAGAAAUUAAUUUUUAGCCUGCAUUUCAAUUUCCUCUCUCUUUCUUAGACACUUUUAAUGUACUUUUAAAUCCCUUUUACAUAUUGUUUCAAAAUCCAGAUCCAGAAGAUUUUUAAUGGUUCAGGAGGCUCAUGAAAAAAAAAGGAUGUUUUUUUUUCUCUCCUUGAGAAGCUAACUUUCUACGUGCAGGGAACACUUCCAAAUCAAAACUUUGGAAAUAUUCAGUGGAAUGAAUCCUGGCUUAUGGAUCAUCUGGGCCGAUGCCUAAUUGCUAUAUUUCUCCUUCCAGGUUUGGCUCCAGAGAAGGUUACAAAGACGCUAUAAAAUUCAGAGUUUAACCAACAUUUUGCUAAGGUUUGUGGUGCGGAAGAAAAACCAACUUGAACUUUGCAUGUUCUGUUAAGAUAUAUGCAAGAGUUUGGUGCAAAUGAGAUUAAUUCGAAAUUCAUUCAAAUUGCCCUAUAAGAUUCUGCUCGGUUUCCCCCCCAAAAAAAGAUUUUUAAAUCGUUAAAAGUUGUUCAAAGAUCCUGAAUUUAGCGGGGGUGGACUAGAUGACCUCCGGGGGACCAUGCGACGGUCCAAAUUCUUUAUUUUAUUUGGUUGGGAGGAUCUUGGAAGACACCUUACUGAGUUCGUGUGCCUUGGGAGAAAGGUGAAAGACUUUUUGACAACUUUGUGAGAAGACCACAACUGCAGGACUCGGUCACAAGGAGUUUUAAGGGAGAAAAACUGUAAUUUGGAACGACCGUUUCCAGGCAAUUUUUUUGGGGGGGGGGGUUUCUUUUAUUUUAUUUUAUAUCUCUCUCCCCACAAACAGCUCAUUGUAGAAAAGGGCCAAGUAUAUACUGCCUUAUAUUCAAAAGGAGUUACAAUUUUUUUUGCUAUGUUACCAUAAUAUUAUUUAUGUAAUUUAACAGUCAAAAGAUUUUGGAAGUCACAGAAAAAUAAGCAGAACAAGCAUUCUGCUUAUUUUGUUACUUCCUAAAUCUUUGGACUGUUAACUUUUUUAAAUAAUAAUAAUAAUAAUCUGUCCCCCUUUCUCCAGAUUUUACUAAUAAUCUGGGGGCCCAACAAAUAUAAGGUAAAAAAAAUUGGCAGUAAUAUUAGGGAUGAAUUUUGGCACUUGAUACCUGUUUGAAAAAUUGGGCUCAACCCUACUUGGGGCCAUUUUGCUUAAUAAAAAUAAAAUUCAGAUGGGGUAGAA
This is a messenger RNA of Crotalus tigris (Tiger rattlesnake), 5876 nucleotides long. It is a transcript of the gene MEGF6, whose product is annotated as multiple EGF like domains 6. The record is from RefSeq and is a predicted model, not a curated record. NCBI's taxonomy places the organism in Eukaryota, Metazoa, Chordata, Lepidosauria, Squamata, Viperidae. The transcript is spliced from 34 exons. Gene Ontology annotation, molecular function: scavenger receptor activity; calcium ion binding. The coding region runs from base 82 to 4515 and encodes 1477 amino acids.